Molecule: messenger RNA, 408 nt
Organism: Scaptodrosophila lebanonensis
Lineage: Eukaryota; Metazoa; Arthropoda; Insecta; Diptera; Drosophilidae
Exons: 1
Coding region: 1-408 (135 amino acids)
Biological process (GO): post-chaperonin tubulin folding pathway; tubulin complex assembly
Molecular function (GO): beta-tubulin binding
Source: RefSeq, a predicted model, not a curated record
AUGGACGAUCCACGCAUGCGUAACCUUCAAGUCCAGCUGAACACUUUACGCUUCCAAUUGCAUCGCCAUGGUUUUUGCAUGCAACAGAUUGGUGCUGCAGAGGAACGCCUUUCCAAAACUUUACAAAAUCGCAACAUACACAAGCAGUUGGUGCAGGUUGGUCAGGUUCAGGACUUUCAAGUCCUGCUGGAUGAUACCAAGCAACGCAUUAAGCAACAGAUGGUGAUACUUCAAAAAUUUCUCGACUACAAUGGGGACUUAAGCGAGACUAAUCUUUACGAGCAAUGUCAAGAACUUUUGAAGGAAACUAAAGAGGCAUUUGAGAAAGUUGAGAAAGAUAAUCAGAGCUGUGCUGUCAAUCAAAACGAAACUGCAUGUCCUGAAAGCGAAUUAGAUUCGCCAGACUAA